Messenger RNA from Protopterus annectens (West African lungfish), 4080 nucleotides. Its product is annotated as mRNA decay activator protein ZFP36L1-like. The record is from RefSeq and is a predicted model, not a curated record. Lineage: Eukaryota; Metazoa; Chordata; Ceratodontiformes; Protopteridae. The transcript has 2 exons. Bases 214 to 1296 code for a protein of 360 amino acids. Gene Ontology annotation, molecular function: mRNA binding; metal ion binding.
UAUAGUACUGCUGGCGCGUCCCACUUUUCUUUAGAUACGAAGUCCUUCCCACUACAGAGUGGGGAGUGGCCUGGAGGCGGGCUACAGCGGUUUUAUAACAUGAUGUGAAUUUGAGAGGCUAGCUGUAUGGUUAUCAAAAGUGAGGCGUCAAGUCACAAGGACGAGCGCUAGUUUGUUAAACAUUUUGUGCUGAAGUUGCGAUUGUGCAGGAAGAUGCCUUCAGACUUUGAUUCAGUUCAAGCUUUGUUACAAACGGCAUUAGUGGAGAAUUUAAUAAAACUACAUCUGAGUAAAACCUCUGAGUGUUUGGAGAAGCCUGUAGGACUUGAGUACAGAUAUUCUAAUACCUUGGACACCCUGUGUAAACAUAAUGCAGGAAGCACGGACAAUCUUUGCAGCUCCCCUAGUUGGUCACUUUCAAAUCAUUUUAGUACAGAAAAGAUGUCCUCAAAACUGAGAAAAAACCCAUGGAGAACUGAACGAUCUGUCAGUAUGGUUGAUAACCAAGUCGGUGGCUUAUGCACAAAUAAUUCUAGUAAAAUAUCUGCCGGCACAGCUAGAUCUGCUCCACCUGCCACUUCUACUCGUUACAAAACAGAGCUGUGCCGCACCUUUGAGGAGCGUGGAACCUGCAGAUAUGGAGAAAAGUGCCAGUUUGCUCAUGGGCAGGAAGAGCUUCGUGGUCUCAGUCGUCACCCUAAAUACAAGACUGAGUUAUGUCGUACUUACCACACUGUUGGCUACUGUCCCUAUGGAACCCGUUGUCAUUUCAUUCACAAUGCAGAGGAGCAACAAUUAGUUCAUUUAUUGACUGUGAAGCAGCAGAGGCAAGACAGACCACAGCUUAGACAAAGUGUCAGCUUUGGAGGUUUCCCAUCUAAAUCUGGAUUCCAAAAUUUCCAGGAGACUUUUAACUUCAGAGCAUCAUCAUCUGGAUCUACUCCUGCUUCACCUGGAUGUCCUGAUCUGCCAUUUCCUGUAUUAACUGGCCCUCCAGGAUUCCGCAACGGAAAACUAGUAAAGCCAGCAUCUUUUUUUGGUAUGAAGUCUGGCUUUGAACAUAAUGUCAGUUGUUGCUGUCCUGUUGUAGCAAAAAGGCCUGCCCAGCUGUAUAUUGCUGCUCCUGUACCUGACUCAUCUGCUCUGACAAGGACCUUCUCGGAUGAGUCCCUCUCCGAUAAAGAUAGUUGCUACUGUAGCAGCCCAUGUGAUUCAGAAGAUAUGUUUGAAAAUACGAGUAAACGGCUUCCCAUUUUUAGUAUGCUGUCCAUCUCUGACCUGAGGAAAGGUGUUUAAAUUGCAUUUGUGCUGUUGAAGACCAAGGGAACUGACUUCAUGAGCUGAGAAAAGGUGUUUAAAUUGCCUUUGUGCUGUUGAAGACCAAGGGAACUGACUUCAUGAGCUGAGAAAAGGUGUAUAAAUUGCCUUUGUGCUGUUGAAGACCAAGGGAAUUGACUUCAUGAGCUGAGAAAAGGUGUUUAAAUUGCCUUUGUGCUGUUGAAGACCACGGGAACUGACUUAGAGUGCUAGUGCCUUUUAUAAUUUCUGUGUCAUAAUUUGGAAUGCCAUUAUGUAUGUAACCUUGCUGAAUUCUCUGCAUUUCAUGGUGAUCACUACUGUAUCUAGUGUAUGCAGUACUGUAAAGGUGCCUUAAUUGUCCCUUUGGAAGUGUGUUUUCCAGGUGCAGCUGCAACACUUUUUCUGUCCUUUUUUUAUUGUAUGCCUGCAGUCUUCAAACUUAAGUGCCUGUGGUGGUGAUGUUUUUAAGGCGUAUGUGUGCUUUAGACCUUUACAGUUUUGGUGAUGAGAGAUGUGUGCCUUUUGCUACUAAUUGUUUUUUUGCUUUAUUUGGUCUUUGUUGUGCUUUUAGACUGCUUGGUAAUGUAGGUAUGCGUUUAUAUGCCUGGAACAGUUCUAGUUUUCUAGUUGUCUGCUUUGCUGUCAAGUUUAACAUUAACAUUAUGUGCAGUGUUGAUACCACAGCCAGUAUGGAUUACAAAUCAGUAUUUGUGCUCUUUGCUGAGCAUUAAUGUGAAUAGUAGCACUGCUAAACUUUCAGGUACUUGGGUACAAGCCAAAGGAAUAAGUAAAAUUGCCUUUAGUUUUUGAUUUGUAGGAAAGCUACAUUGAACUUGAUGAAUUAGUAUUUAUUGUUUUUACUUUAGAAUUUGGCUGGAAUUCAGUUUUGGUGGGUAUUUUGUUUUUGUUUUAAAAAUGUUUUAGUUUUGGUUAUACUGAGAAUGUGAUCUAAAAUAUUAAUUUCUUUAAAAAUCAAUCAUGUAAUUUAACUUAAUGUAGAGACCCAAGUGUCAGAUUUGCAGGGCCUUCUUGCAAAGGCUCUUUCAGUUUACACAACAUCAUUUCUUUCCUACUAAUUUUGUUUUAAUCUUUGACUGUGAAGUUUGGAUUUUCAUAGCCUCUUCAUAUUGGUGACCAAAGUGGAUGUCAGAAGUGCCAUGGAUGUCUUGGCCACUGGAGACUACUUGCAAUUUUAGUUUUCCACAUGUGUUGAUAAAUGAAAACAAUACUUUUUUGCAUUCACUGUGAAUAUUAACCAAGUUAGAUUGCCAGUCCUUGGUGGUGUUGCAUUCCAUUUGUAUUUUGUAAUCUGAUUGUAACUGUCAGCUGAAUACUUAAUUUUCUAUUCAAUUCAGACUGUUUGUUUGAUCCUUGGUGUAAUGCAGUGUGAAAUUUGUUUAGGGGGGCUAUGGAGAAGUUAAUGUCUGAUCAUUGCUAAUUGUAAGCAUAAUUCAGUUACUUCUAUAGCUAAUUGUAAGCAUAAUUCAGUUACUUCUAUAGCAACAGUAACCUGAAUUGACAAGGGCAGUAAUGAUGUUAUAGAACUCAUGGUCUGCUGGUGACUUGUUAACUUGCAUAAUUUGGCAGUUGAAAGAAAGGAGCCUUGUGCUUUUCCUGGUUCUAGUGUAAGAUGUGCUAACUUUACUCUGUAGCAGUUUGUUACAUGGUGGAUCUCUGGAAAGCAGGUAAACGUCUCUGUUUUUGUGACUAAAUGGUGCAUGAUGUAUUGUGACUGUUGUGGCAAGUGUUGAGUAGGCUGCUGGAUGGUAUGUGACAGCCUAGUUGGCCAGACUGGUAAAACAGUAACAGCAUAUACUUUAAAAAUGUGCAGUCCUUCCUUGCUUUGGGAAUUGCUGUGUCCUUUGUUUUCUGUAGUAGGACAAAUGGACUGUAAAGUUUGGUAGUGUUUCUGAUUUUAACUUUAUCAGCAUAUUAUAACAAAAUGUUGGCACUUUCCAGAUGGCCAGUCUGCCUUAUUCAGAUCGUCCUUCGCUGUACAAAGAAUAAAUCUGUGCCUUACUAUAUCACCGAAUUGAACUGGAAUUGUGUUAAGGUUUUUUUUCUGUUUUUUUUUUUUGGGGGGGGUGGUAUAACCUAAUAGAUGCUGACCAAGUAAAGUAUAAGCUUGGCCUCUCAACAAAUGUGGCUAAUGCUAGAAGUUUGCUGGGAAAGAUUGGCAUCAACAGUUCUUGCCUCUGAUUUCUUUCCAAAGACAGUGUGGUAGUCUGGUUGGUAGUUUGUCAAGGUAUACCUGCAGGGUGUGAAUGCUACAAAAGAAAGGCCUGGCAUUCUGCUGUCCCCUGCAUAGUAAACUCCAAAUACGGUAGCUGUUCACUGAGCAACUGUACAAAUCCGAUGCAAAUUAUGAGCAUGGGUGGGGAUCUUACUACUUGAAGCGUGUCCUGGAUCUUUGCAGGUAACCAUAUUGGACCUUGAAGAUAUUUGUUAUGAACAAGACAGUGCGUUUUGCUCCACUGCCAGAUGCUUCAGUGUGUGUAGCCUUGUUGGGGCAGUAUUUGUACUAAACAAGUAUUUUGCUUAAUUAGCAUUUGUUGCUCUGUAUUUAUUUUUACAUCAAGUUUAAAGGAAUUCCUCAUAGUCUUGUUAAAUCUGGACACUUUCUGAUGUGUUUAGUGUGACUGCAGGAAGAUUUUUGUAACUUAAAUUAAUUUAUUUUUCACUGUGCGUGUAUAUUUAUAGCAAUAAGAGUUUGACAAUAUCGUACAAAAUUAAUAUAAUAUUUUUAUAGAAACUGUAUGGUUCCAUCUUUUAAAUAAAAGU